AUGAUACACAAUACAGAAGGUCCCCAACAUGUUUCCUUUGCUCUAACUCUCUCAGAUACUCCAGAUUUAAUCCCAUUUAUUUCCCCCCACCGAAACUCCCCUACCCCCUUCAGCUUUGUUUCGCUUAGGGCCAGGACAUCCAACUUCUUUUCAUUCAUAACAUCAGCAAUCAUCUGUUUCUUGUCAUCUGCACUACAUCCACGCACAUUCAAGCAUCCCAGUUUUAUAAAGUUUUUCUUCUUCUCUUUUUUUAGUAAAUGUCUACAGGAGAAGGGGUUACUAGCCCAUUGCUCCCUGCAUUUAUGUUUAUUUUAUAUUUCAGCACCAAGAACUUGGAUUAGGGAAUAUGAAGCCAUACUCUUGAAGUGUAUGAGGGAUCAUGUUGUUAUGAUUGGAGAAGCAAAGGCUAAAGUUGGCAAAAAACCCUACACGAAUGUCAUGGAAUUACUGGCAAAGGAGCUGCAAGUGUCUAUUGGGGAAUGGGUUAACCGCAAAUGUGUUAUAAAGAAGUGGUUGGGUUUGCUUCGGCGUGUCAGGAACUUUGAUGCACUCCAGAAGGGUAAUCAAAUGCUGGGCUACCUUCAUCUAGAUCCCCCAGAGUUUUAUGGCUCUAUUAAAGAAAUUGAUAAAGAAAUCCAAAAGGCAAAAUUAAGAGCCCAACAGGGAAUUAAGCAAGGUAGUGGCAAAAAAGAGGAGGAAGAGGAGGAGGAGGAGGAGGAGGAGGGAGAAACUGUAGCAGAAGCCACAGAAAACAAUGGUGAAAAUUUUGCAGUUCAGGAUUGUAAGGUAGAAGCUGAUAGUAUAGAAUAUGUGGUAGAGAGUGGCACUCAAGAUCGAAAAUGCAUUGAGGUGGUUGAUGUUGGUAAUACAAUGAUACGUAAGGAUAUAGUGCUUUCAGUUUUGAAUCGGAUGGAGCAAGGUCUUCUCAGCCCUGGAGAAAUUGCACAAGAGUUUGGGAUUGAUGAGAUAUUUUUGGAGCUAAUCAAGCAAAGAAAGUAUAUCAUUAUACAAGGCAUUGAAAGAUGUUCCCUUUGUCACCUUUUACUGGGUAAUAAGAAAGAUCUGGUAACCCACGAGCUACAGUGUUCUGAUAAGAAUAAGUGGGUAGAAAGUCGUGUAGAUGACAAGGGUGAAGUUGAUAAUUUCCAGUUCUUCCCGGCUACAGUUGAGCGACUAGUUCAGCUUGUCAUAGAGACCAAUCCACGGGAAAAUAGAAGAAAUACAUGGAAGAAAAUAGCUUUCCAUCUGUCAGGCCUUCAAGAUGGUGUAACAGUGAAACGCUGCAACCAGAAAUGGCGUAACCUGGUUAACCAGUGUCGGUCUUAUGAGCAGUUGAAUAAGUGGGCGAUAGCUCAUAAUUAUACCCACUCCAGACCUAUGCCUGAGUACUAUCAUCUAAUCAUGCCAUAUGUUAAUGCUUCGGAGGUUACGAAGGUUCGUCCCUCCCUUGAUGCAAUUCGAAAAUUUGUGUCUACAAACAGGCAUAUUGGCAAAGAUGAUGAGGCUAGUUGGGAUGAGUCUAAUAAUUUCAAUGAUGGGGAUGAAGAUAUUGAUGAGAGUGCAGCAGAUUAUGAAGAUGGUGAUUUGAAUGAUGCCAGUGAUCGUUUUGAUGAUUCUUCAGCAAAGACAUAUUCCAAAUCAAACUCUACAACAUAUCCUCCUAAUGAUGUGACUUCUGAUCUGAAAAUGGCUCCUGAAUCACAUUCUUUAACAGAUCCUCCUAAUGAUGUUGUUACUGCAGUGAAAUUACCUGCCAAAUCAAAACCUGCAUUAGAAUCUUCAGGUAAACUGUGCACUGGAGAGGAGAGUAAAUCUGCUAGGCAUUUUGAAAAUGAUCAUGACAUUAACAAGGCCCAAGAAACUAUCAAAAACCAAGCAAACCUCAUUGGAAAGUUUGAGAACAAAUUGGACAAUGCGUUAGUUCUACUGAGAGAUAUGGCAAGAGAAAAUCAGAGAGUGAUUAAAGCAGCAGGUUCAAAAUCUGAUGUGAGUAUGGCAAGUGUUGGAGAAAAGAUCUGUAAGGUACUUCAAGUUCAGAUUGAGAUGCAGACUCAGAUGUCGAAGCGACUUGAGGCAAUGACGUGCAUGUGGGAGCGUCACCACCGGGAGAAUUUAGGUGUCAUGAAAUCACUCAUUGCAGAAAUAAGUCAUAAAAAUGUAUCUAAAUUUCCUCUUGCUAACCCUACAGAUCAUAUACCAAAAUUAAAUCAGUCAAUCAGCAGUACAGAUGGUAAUUCAAAUCAGACACAUGGUAGAAGGACAACAAAACCAAAACCAGACAAGACUUGUGACAAGAGAGCAAACACAAAUCAGAUAUGCAAAAGCAGCACCAAAUCAGAAGAAUUGUUAAAAGGUUGCACAAUCAACACAACAAAGCCUGAUCAGAAUUGUAACAGCACACACCACACAACUAGUCAGAAGUGUAUUAUGACCAGAAAGCGUAAUCAGACAAGCAGCAGUGACACAUCAAAACUUGGUAGUGCUCUCAACAGUACAACAAAAACAAACCAGGAAUGUGAAAAUAAGAUAAGCAAAUCAGAAUGUGAAGGGCAAGGUAAACGGAUAAAAAAAAGAAAGAUUAUUCCUGACUAUUAAACCAGUUUUAAAUAGUAAGUGUUGAACAAUUUUGUGAAUAUUAUAAGGAAUAAGAGUUUCAUCAUUAUUUCUACCGUGUUAACCAUUUUCAAAUUUUAAUAGGUUGGAGAGGAUUUCACAAAGAUGCAAUGGAAAAGUGAAAGAAAAGGUAAAUUAAAGAUAUUUAAUGAAA
This is a messenger RNA of Cherax quadricarinatus, 2767 nucleotides long. The record is from RefSeq and is a predicted model, not a curated record. NCBI's taxonomy places the organism in Eukaryota, Metazoa, Arthropoda, Malacostraca, Decapoda, Parastacidae.